Molecule: messenger RNA, 1876 nt
Organism: Micropterus salmoides (largemouth bass)
Lineage: Eukaryota; Metazoa; Chordata; Actinopteri; Centrarchiformes; Centrarchidae
Gene: arih2
Product: ariadne homolog 2 (Drosophila)
Biological process (GO): ubiquitin-dependent protein catabolic process; positive regulation of proteasomal ubiquitin-dependent protein catabolic process; protein polyubiquitination
Cellular component (GO): ubiquitin ligase complex; cytoplasm
Molecular function (GO): ubiquitin protein ligase activity; zinc ion binding; ubiquitin conjugating enzyme binding
Source: RefSeq, a predicted model, not a curated record
GCACGGACGUGACGUCAUAGAUAAGUACCUCUUUACCCGUCUGUAUUCCGUCAACCACCCGAGCGCACGGAGCGUAAAUCGCGUUUUGGGUUUCCUCAAACUAAAACCACUUCUGACUGCCAACGUGGACAGAGCUGACGCUCCCGUGAGAGCUCGCCCUGAAACCAGCUUUCCAAAUGAGUGACGGGGAGUGUGACUUCUUCUGCUUCUUCCGCUGCUGCUGAGUGUGCUCUCUAAGCGCCUCAGACCAACGGGAAGGCAGGGCGUCUAUGAACACUGACACGAGCGAAAGAGCCGUGGAAAGAAACGGGGACGUGCAGCUUCAAAGGAGCCAUUUUAGCCAAUCGGACAACUUUGAUCCGACAGGUAGGCGGGCCGUCUACCUGUCCGGGUGAUUGAUUCAAUCGACUGAAUGUCUGUGGAUAUGAACAGCCAGGCAUCGGACAGCAAUGAGGAAGACUUCGGGGUGAACUCUGAAGAAGAGGAGGAUGAGGACGAUGGAGGCGAAGAGGAGGAUCAGGGUGACAUUGCCGCCUACUAUGAGGGUGUGGCCAGCGAUGUUGAGCAACAGGGUGCGGACUCCUUCGACCCAGAGGAGUACCAGUUCACCUGUCUAACGUAUAGAGAGAGUCAGAAGGUGCUGACGGAGGAGGUUAACACUGUGGCUGCUGCACUGAAGGUUUUACCAGCAGUAGCAAAGCUGAUCCUGGUACAUUUUCACUGGCAGGUUUCACAAAUACUGGACAGAUAUAAGUCCAACUCGUCUCUGUUGUUGUCUGACGCUCUGGUCCAGCCCAGCAGCACCUGCCGAUCAGUCACUGCCCCUCAGUCCCUCCAGUGUGGUGUGUGCCUACAGGUUGUACGAAGAGACUCCCUGCUGGCACUACCCUGCCAGCACUCCUUCUGCAAAGGAUGCUGGGAGCAGUACUGCACUGUACUAGUCAAAGAUGGCAUGGGAGUGGGUAUCUCAUGUAUGGCUCAGGACUGUUCCCUGCAGAUGCCAGAAGACUUUGUCCUGCCGUUGCUGCCAGCAGAGGAGCUGAAGGACAAAUACAGACGAUACCUCUUCAGAGACUAUGUUGAGAGUCACUUCCAGUUGCAGUUGUGUCCAGGUGCAGACUGUCCCAUUGUCAUCAAGGUGCAGGAGCCACGGGCGCGCAGGGUGCAGUGUAGCCGUUGCAGUGAAGUCUUUUGUUUUAAAUGCCGUCAGAUGUACCACGCACCCACAGACUGUGCAACGAUCCGGAAAUGGCUGACCAAAUGUGCAGAUGACUCGGAGACGGCUAACUACAUCAGCGCACACACUAAAGAUUGUCCUAAGUGCAAUAUCUGCAUUGAGAAGAACGGAGGAUGCAAUCACAUGCAAUGCUCAAAGUGCAAACACGACUUCUGCUGGAUGUGUCUUGGUGACUGGAAAACUCACGGUAGUGAAUACUACGAGUGCAGCCGCUACAAAGAAAACCCUGAUAUAGUCAACCAGAGCCAGCAAGCUCAGGCCAGAGAGGCCCUCAAAAAAUACCUCUUCUACUUCGAGAGGUGGGAGAAUCACAACAAGUCUCUGCAGUUGGAGGCUCAGACGUACCAGAGGAUCCAGGAGAAGAUCCAGGAGAGAGUGAUGAACAACCUGGGAACCUGGAUUGACUGGCAGUACCUGCAUAACGCUGCAAAGCUACUGGCUAAGUGUCGCUACACACUGCAGUAUACGUACCCUUACGCCUAUUACAUGGAGUCUGGCCCACGCAAGAAACUGUUUGAGUACCAGCAGGCACAGCUGGAAGCAGAGAUAGAAAACUUGUCAUGGAAGGUGGAGCGGGCUGACAGCUAUGAGAGAGGAGUGGUGGGAGGCGAGGGGGAGCUCAGUGCCAGUGACAGAGGG